Molecule: messenger RNA, 403 nt
Organism: Vitrella brassicaformis
Lineage: Eukaryota; Vitrellaceae
Source: the annotation of a GenBank genome assembly
CUCUGUACUAGUAUGUCUCAAAUGUGUGGCCAUUCCAAAUCAUCUUCUGGACGCCGCAAAGUUGACUACGCCGCUGCGGGGCUUGGAGGUCCGUCGGUUCUCCGUCCUGAAGGCGCCCACAGUCUUGUCAUAUCGCCGAAUGCAGUCCUCCUUGAUCGGAUAGCUCGUGCGCUGGAUGCAGUUGUUGGUGUAGACAAGCGUGGCCCGGGAGGCCUUGCCCAGGGCCUGAUGACACACACAACAGGGCAAUGAGGACCGCUGUCCCUUCGGGUAUGCUGCAUGAGAUUCUGUGGGAGGAGAGUGGAUACUCACGGCGAUUCCUCCGAUGACGCCAGCGAAUGCGUCUGCAAUGUGUCCCCACACCGUCUUGGUCUGCGCCCCACGCUGCUGAGCUGACAUCGCG